Molecule: messenger RNA, 1136 nt
Organism: Diospyros lotus (date-plum)
Lineage: Eukaryota; Viridiplantae; Streptophyta; Magnoliopsida; Ericales; Ebenaceae
Product: heavy metal-associated isoprenylated plant protein 9-like
Exons: 6
Coding region: 195-902 (235 amino acids)
Molecular function (GO): metal ion binding
Source: RefSeq, a predicted model, not a curated record
CAUCAAUUUGCGAUACGAGGAGUAUUUCAUCUGUUCGAUCGAAAGGAGAGUGGUUGUUGAUCACCAUGGCUCAGAAGGGCAGCGAGAAAGGAAGCGACAGCGAGGACAGCAGCAAAAUUAGUCCCGGGGACGAGAUGCCAAAGAAGAACAAUAGACAGAGUCUCGAAGAGACGCUGCCAGAGCCGUUUUAGCAGAUGUUGUCGAGGGAGGAGCAAUCCAAUACCCCCCCACCGUCCGAAAUCAGAAACAACAGUGACGUGGAAGGAGACGGAAAGGCAGAGAAGGCGACCGUUGAAAAGCUUCUGGCGAAUCCGAAUCACACCAAUUCGAAUGAGUCUCUGGUGCGUACGGCGGAGAUGACGGUGGUUCAGCGUUGCAAUUGCGAAGGAUGUAUCAAGGAGACCUGCAAGAUCAUCAAGAAUGCCAAAGGAUGCCACGAUAUGUCCAUCGAUAAGCAGAAGAAUAAAGUGACAGUGAAAGGGACGAUGGACAUGCUGAAGGCUCUGGCUAAUAGAGUGUCCAAGAAGCUCAAAAAUAGAACCGUGUUGAUUGUCCCGCUGGACGACGACGGCAACAAAUCCAACAAACCUCCAGUGACGACGGCGGAGCUGAAGAUGGCAGUGCCCUGCGUGUGCGACGGACAUCUCCUCCAGAUUCGUAAAAUCGUCGAGAAUACCAAAGGCUUUCAUUCUUGCAAAGUGUCCAGUGAUGAAAUGGGGAAGGCGGUGGUCAGCGUGACAGGGACAAUGGACGUCAUCAACGCCGUCAAGGAGAAAUUGGAGAAGAAGCUCAAGACGUCGGUGGAGAUAACCACAUCCCCACCAAUAUUGGGCGAUUUAGACCACGGUGGCUCUGAGAAUAAGCGAGGCCGGAAACAGAGGAAGUCCGCCGCCGACGGCUAAGGAAAAUGUAAUGCACCACGAUCCAACUGGGUAUCCAAAUCCAUCUAUUUACAGCUACGGCGGGGACUAUGCCUUUCGGGUACUACGGGGACUGUACCCCCUUUUAGAAGGUUUUAAAAUGGAUAAUGAUUUUUAUGGUCCGAAUCUUGUCUAAGAGCGUGAAAAGAACAAUGAAGUGGGUAUUUUUCCCCCUCAACUGGAGGGUUGAUACUGAUGCCACUCUCAAACUACAGA